Nematocida homosporus is the source of this 840-nucleotide messenger RNA. RefSeq lists its product as uncharacterized. The transcript has a single exon. Gene Ontology annotation, molecular function: zinc ion transmembrane transporter activity. Gene Ontology annotation, biological process: zinc ion transmembrane transport. Lineage: Eukaryota; Fungi; Microsporidia. Gene Ontology annotation, cellular component: plasma membrane. The record is from RefSeq and is a predicted model, not a curated record. The coding region runs from base 1 to 840 and encodes 279 amino acids.
AUGAAACACUCAAAUGGAAUGUACAUUGUCUUGGUUAAUACUAUUUUACUACUGGUAGUUGAAUUGGUGGCUCAUUAUAAAAGUAAUGCAGUUAGUAUUCUUGGGGAGGCAUUCCAUAUGAUGGGUGAUUUGAUGGCGGUUUUUUUGAAUGUUAGUUCUAAUUGGAUAUCAAGAAGAUAUCGUGGGGGUAAACAAUGUACUUUUGGUUUGGAAAGGUUGGAAGUACUUAGUGCGGCUUUGAGUUUAGUCUUUCUUUGGGUGCCUUGUGGAUCAUUGGUUUACAUCUCUUUUAAACGACUUUGGAAUCCGGAAGAGAUUAACCGGGAAAUCUUGUUGAGUACGGCUGGAUUUUCUUGUUUGGUUAAUCUAGUGAACUUUGGGGUAUCUUUUUGGAUGAACCGUAAGUCUAAUGAUAUGAAUGUGACUUCUUUAUACCUUCAUGCUUUGACUGAUUUAAUUCAGUCGGUAGGUAUGUGCUUGUCGGCUUUGGCCCUUUAUAUUAAUAAGUCUUGGCUGGUGGUUGAUUUGAUUUGUUCGAUUGUUGGGGCUGCUCUUUGUUUUGUUGGUUCGAUUAGACUGGUUAGGGAGAUAGUUAGAGUUUUAUUGGAAGUUUCACCGGUUGAGGUAGAUCGAGUGACUGAGGUUAUUUUAGGCGUGCCGGCAGUGGCUUCGGUUGAAGAUCUUAAGAUUUGGUCACUAAAUAGUCGGUCUAAACUACUGAUGAGCAAAAUAACCCUAUUUAAAGGGGAAAGAAAUGAUGAGACUUUAUUGGCUUGUAAAGAAGCACUUAAAAGAGCUUAUGGCUUUGCCUAUACUAAUAUAGAAAUUAUCCCAGGCUAA